AUGUCUGACCCGCGGAACCCCGCGGGUACCGCAGACCAGGUCGAUGAAAAAGAGAUUUUGCUCAACGAAAAGGCCAAGGCGCUUUUUAGAGCAAUUCGCUGCUUAGAAUGCGGCAGUGGUCAAAAUAUUGAGUUUUCGAACGCUCCCACCGCUGUAGCGCUACGCGACCGAGUACGGAAACUGCUUCGGGACGGUCUGGAUUCGGAGACGAUUCGUGACUAUCUCACACAGGAGUACGGCCAAAGUGUUUGGUUCCAAGAAAGUGAUAUCUUUUGGACUGAUCCUGUGCUGCGUGGUUUGUGGCUUGGCGGCGCCCUGCUCGGCGGUCUGGUAGGCGUCACCGUCCUGAGGCGACGCGGCACGCUGUCGCUUACCUCGAAGACACUGGCGAGUCCGCGGUUGUUGACGAAGACGCAAAUAAGGCAGCUGACGCAGCAAAUCGUUGGGCAGCGCUGGCGCUGGAGUGCCGCCGAGGAGCGCACACUGCAGACGAUUUUGUCGCCGCCUGCACAACAGUCGGGCGUCACCCGAAAAAGCCCGUAA
Cyanidioschyzon merolae strain 10D is the source of this 543-nucleotide messenger RNA. Its product is annotated as similar to cytochrome c-type biogenesis protein ccmH. The transcript has a single exon. Lineage: Eukaryota; Rhodophyta; Bangiophyceae; Cyanidiales; Cyanidiaceae. Bases 1 to 543 code for a protein of 180 amino acids. The record is from RefSeq and is a predicted model, not a curated record.